This is a messenger RNA of Ixodes scapularis (black-legged tick), 1802 nucleotides long. RefSeq lists its product as uncharacterized. The coding region runs from base 1 to 870 and encodes 289 amino acids. The transcript is spliced from 3 exons. Lineage: Eukaryota; Metazoa; Arthropoda; Arachnida; Ixodida; Ixodidae. The record is from RefSeq and is a predicted model, not a curated record. Gene Ontology annotation, molecular function: S-adenosylmethionine-dependent methyltransferase activity.
AUGGCUAGAACAGAAACUGGCAGUUCCACACUCGAGCCGGAGCUUUACAUGGAUAUUACCGAGGCAGACUGGCUUUCGGCGGCAGCCGUUGAACUGAGUAUUUUGCAAGUCUCCCUACCCAUCGACUCCGCUGGAGGACAACAGUUCCUGGACUUGGGCUGCGGCACUGGGAUCGUGACGCGCGACGUGCUGCUACCCCGUUGCCCGCCAUUCAGAAGGAUCGUGGCCGUCGACGCUUCCCGGGACAUGGUGGAGUACGCCAUGAGGCACUUCGCCCACGUCAAGAUCUGCUACGACGUCCUGGACAUUGUCGCGGAUGACGUGUCCGGCUUCGUUGAGAGGUACGGCCAGUUUGACCGCGUCUACUCGCAGUUCUGUCUGAACUGGAUCAGAGACCAAGCAAAGGCCCUCAAGAACGUCACCAAGCUGAUGAAACCGGGUGGUGUUGCCUUGUUUAGGUUCUACGCAUCUACACCGCUCAUGCGAUUUCGUCGGAAAUUGGCUGGGAUGGAGCGCUGGAAAAAGUACGCGAAGAUUUGUGAAGACUGCAUUCCUCCAAGCCUCGACCAUAUUGGCAGAGAAGCGCUCAUCUCUUACAUGUUGGGUCUUUUGAAGAACGCCGGACUGACCCCUUCGAUUUGCGAUGUUAAAACGGACCGGGAUUCUUUCUACACCAACCCAGGGCGCGUCAUUCAAGACUUGCAGACCCUGAACCCAUUGAGAGCCUAUCUGACGCGGGAAGAGCUGCCGCUACUUCUGGAAGAUGCUACAAAGGAAGGAAUCCGGCUGUGGGCUGACAGGGAAGCCGGUGGCUCUUUGCUAGACUUCCAGGUCUUUGUUUUGCGAGCCUUCAAGCCUGGACCUAAGUAGCGUACGAAAUACCGUCGGCAGAUAUUGAUCUUUGUUUUUGGUGGUUUAUUCAGUUAUGAAUUGUGGUUUCCUUUGUAAAAAGAAAAACGCAAAUCAGCAUUAUGUUGUGCUUCUCCAGCUAGAUGAGCGGUGAUUUAGCGGCUGAGGUGAAUAUAUUUUAUUGUAAGAGAUAUGUGUGGUAACGUUGUUGGAGGCACUGGUGUCAACGCGCGGGUUCGGUAAAACUCGCUUUUUACGAGUAGUAGUGAAAAUAAACGUUGUUUUUUCAGGACUCUAACCUCGCAUUAGAAAAAGAAGCCCUUUUUUUCUGUCUUGCCGAGAUUAUACCACACAGCAAAAAGAACUUAUAUUUCAAUAUCUCAGCGAAUACACCGGUAUCGGAAGCCACGUUUAAACACAGCUCAACGUCUGUUCUCUAGCGAAAACCUCACUCAACCCUACCAUUCUAAAUGCGUAGGACUUAACGUUUAUGAUAAGGGAACGUUGCAACGACACGUAAAAGAACAUCUAAAAGAUGUGCAUGAAUGUUCCAAUAUUUCAUAUAAAUUACGGCACGUUUUUCUUUUCUUUUAUCAAAACGAGUCAAAUCCAAUGUUACUGCUUUAUCAUACGCGCGGUUUAUGCACCGCUGUUAGCGUGCAGUUUUAUAACAGCCAGACAAUGUGCACAUCGAUUAAUGCAACUCGUUAAAAAGUAGUUCAUCCCUUCCUUUUCCUAUUAAAAAACGUCAUUGUUUGCACCGUGCCGUGGCCUCCUAUAUACCGACAAAGCCUCAAAGAUCGCCAAACGAAGGGGCCGCCAAAAUGGGAAAGGUGAAGCGACAGAAAACGGAUGAGAGGAGAGCCACAUUACGGCGCCCUAGUGCCAGGAGACGCUGAAACACACUUCUCCCGAGCGAACAAGUCUGCUUCGGGUCCUCGCCGCUGCAAAAG